UAGCAACCAGAUAUCAACAGACGGGUCAUAAGAGAGUCGGCGAGUACAGAGAUAGGAUGUUAAACUUCUGUCAUACUGGGAAUUUAACUCUAUAUUCUGAUACCAAUAUACAACGCUGAAUUUACUUUGAUAUAUAUACAUUGAUUUAUGUGUAGAAUGUGAAACGCUACAAAAACUCAUUACUGAUGUAAUUCUGUGUCAAAUUUUAGUUUGAGAUGGGUCAAUACUUUCGAGAAACGCUGUGAUGAACUAACAUAUCGUACCAAUAUCAACCUGACAGCAUCAACAGUGAUGAAAACAGUUCACUACUUCACGUCAUGGAUUCUUAAAGGUGUUUAACAAAUUCUUCUGACACCCCACAUCAACCCAUGGAGGAUCCGUAGCUGAAGAACGUCUGGAUCUGUGACAUAUCACUGAGAUGUCCGACCAGGGUGAGCUGUACGAGAAGUCUUGGAUUCUAUAUUACAUCCUAGACAGAUAUAUAGGGAGCCGGGAGACAGUGGCUGUCAGGAGAAAGUUGGUUGUUGUGGGGGACCUACUACGUGAUGCACCAGAUAGAAAUGUAGAACAUUUUACCACGGGAAGUAGGGCUGAAGGACUUCACCUUUUCGGGUCCGACCUAGACACUAUGCUUAUUGACAAAAAUGUAAUAGUUAUCUGUCCAAAGCAGGAAUUAAGUAUUACUCUCGACAGCGAUGUAUCAGUUUUGGUGAUGAGAGAUGCUAACUGCCGACCUGGUUAUGUAAACCUGAAACGUCAGCCUUUGGGACAGAUUGCUAGUUCAUACUUACAGCAAUCCAUUGUUGCAGUAGGUGAUGCAGAAUUAAUAUCAAGUGAAAUGUACAAGCGGUCACACGCUAAAAGAAUAAGCUCAAUGAUAUCGUCAAAUAUCAAAGUUCAUGGCCCAGCAGUUAACGUAAAGGAUGAAUACAGUCACGGCCCAGUAGAGUUUGAUACCGUUAUUUCCUUUCCUUGUAAUAAUUGGCCACUUGUAGCGAAUGAGUGGGUGAGUAGGCCACGCCUACAUAACUGGCCAGAUAAAGCUUUGAUAAAUCAGAUAGCACAAAGUGGUUGUCAUCUAGUCCCUGUAGGGUAUAAAAUGUCUUCUGGCCAAUUCCUUCAGUGGAGGAUUUCAUUUGCGACUGCGGAAAGGAAACUUAUUCAUUCUUUAACUCAUGUCCAGUGUUUAGUAUAUGGACUUCUUAAGUACUUCCUGAAACAAAUAUCUGGAAUGUUAGAACAAAUGUUAGAUGAAGCAGAUAUUCUGUCUUCCUAUAUUAUAAAAACAGUUAUAUUCUAUGCUGUAGAAAGCACACCUGAAUCAAUUUGGCAGGAAAAACAUACUUUUCUCUGUUUCAAAAUUUGUUUGAAGAUUUUGAUAAAUUGGGUAAAUGCAGCACAUUGUCCAAAUUACUUCAUUAGGACGAAUAAUAUGUUCUUUGGCAAAAUUCAUGGUCAAAAUCAACGAAAACUUCUUGAUUUUCUCACCGACCUCCAUGACAUGAAUUGGGAAUGUCUCUCAGUUGGAACAUUCAUACAACCGACCAUAGGAGAGCGUAUCCGUAGUGUGAGGGAAGGAGAAUUGGAAUAUGUACUACCUCAACCAACUCGGUCAGAACGUCAAUGUGACAUGGAAAUAAUCAAUAUUGCAUUUUCCUUAACCCAAAGUUUUGAUGAACUUCCUCUGUCGUUGAAACUCCUUUCAGGAUCAACGUCGGACUUGGAUGAAUUCCUUGGUUAUUUCGCUACAGUUCAGGCACUAUCUAAUACAGGGAUGAAGAUAUUCGGUGAACACGUCACUGCUAGAGGAAACAAAGAAAAGUACAAAUCUCUCAGGAAAUGCAAGAACCUACUGAUACCAUCUUCAACUGUGUCCACAAGUCCAGGACUGCUACGUUUGGCAACAUAUUACCACCAGACAGGAAAUUACAAGAAAACAUUGGAUAUAUGUAAUCACAUGAUCUCUUCACCCGAAAUUGAUCUUGAUAUCCCAAGCUGCACGGAUAUAGACAGAUAUGAAAAGCUCUUUUGUGGACACGGGUACAAUCUACUACGCAAAUGCAAGGCAUUUAUGUCAGAUAUCAACUUCAGUAAAACUGUUUUACCGUUUUGCCCAUCACAAUUACACCAGGAGAUCAUGACAACUGUUGACAAACUCAGCGUUGAUAUCCCGCCACUGCCAUACGCCGUGUUCCUGGCGUUCCUGUGUUACCAUGAACUUGGAGACAACAGCAUGUGUGACAGAACAUUGAUCCACCUUCGAGAUGUGACGUGUGAUAGGAAUAAGGGAGGUGGUGAGAACUGGAUAGUCUACAAUCUCUUGGGGAUCUGCUAUGAAAUGGUUGGUGACACACUCAUGGCUCUCAAGGAAUACAGACAGUCUCGUGAUGUUCGACAAUUUAAUCAAGGUCAAAACACUGUCGAGGAGAGGAUAGAACGUUUGCAACACUUACAAUAAAGACAGUUAUCACAUAGAUGUAAAAUAGCCAAACUAUAUUUAUAUCCCCAUAUUCAAACUUGAUGCUAAGACACUUAACAUUUGUUUUGAUAUUUCUAGAUAUCGCUAGAAAGUGAUGUUGCUAUUUACCUCUUCACGUCUGCAUUUUAGACUAUUUGCACAGACGUCAUGUAAAUACCACCCUUUAUUUAUUCCUUUUUAUGUACAUUGCGAUGGUUAUCUUCUUGCGUCAUGUAUAAUGGUGACUGUGAGCCAUUUUUGUUUCACAAUUAUAACUAAUAUUUUUACAAAUAUGUUUUAAAGCGCUUUAGAGUA
Mizuhopecten yessoensis (Yesso scallop) is the source of this 2773-nucleotide messenger RNA. RefSeq lists its product as uncharacterized. The transcript is spliced from 2 exons. Bases 419 to 2458 code for a protein of 679 amino acids. NCBI's taxonomy places the organism in Eukaryota, Metazoa, Mollusca, Bivalvia, Pectinida, Pectinidae. The record is from RefSeq and is a predicted model, not a curated record.